Haliotis rubra (blacklip abalone) is the source of this 2286-nucleotide messenger RNA. RefSeq lists its product as uncharacterized. The transcript is spliced from 3 exons. The record is from RefSeq and is a predicted model, not a curated record. Lineage: Eukaryota; Metazoa; Mollusca; Gastropoda; Lepetellida; Haliotidae. Bases 1 to 2172 code for a protein of 723 amino acids.
AUGAGAGGUCUUUUGUCGUUGCUGACGUUAACAGCCACGUUGGUGUGUCUGUUGACGUUGCCAGACGAAACACAGUCACGUCGUGUCGAUAGACAACGGCGUCAUGCAAACCGAGCCAGGCGUGACGCAUCACCGGAAAUACCUAUACACCGAUCCAGGCGUGACGCAUCACCGGAAAUACCUAUACACCGAUCCAGGCGUGACGCAUCACCGGAAGUAUCUGAACUCCGCAAUAAGCGUGAUACGUCAUCGUUCCCCUCUACAACAGAAGCUCCAUACAGUUCAGCGGCGGCCGAGGAAGUUCAAAGGGUCGUGAGAGACUUCCUGGUGGACGCCAUCAAGUAUGCCGAAUCAAAGGCAGACGAUGAGAACGGUGGAAGUUGGACCGAGGCCAUUCUAGAGUUCCUCUUGAAGGAACUUCAGGAUUCUGGCAACGUGGAAGGAACUGCUGAGGAGGACUUACGGAAAGAUCUAGUAACAAGGUUCGGGGGAGAAAAUAUGGAAUCACAUCUCAGACAGGUCGCUAAGCAAAUAGAAAAUGGCGAGGUCACGUCUAACCAUCAUCACCACGGAACUCAGGAUCAGCAUCACAGUCAUCAUGGCGCAGCAGGCAACCAUGGCGGAAUACAUCACAAUCCAGAUUCAAAGAUUCAUGGUAAACGAGGUCACGGCACAAAUCACCAUGGGGGUCACGGCACAGCACAGGAACACACUCAUGGACACCGGCCUGAGCACACUAACGGCGUCACAAGUACGUCUACACAGAAACAACACCACCAAGGUCACCAUGGACAGCACCAACACACAGAAGGCACUGACCAGCUAGAGAGCACCGAAUCCUUCACUCAGCAAGAUGACUUUGAAUUUACUCCAGAAUCUAUUAGGUCACACGUCAGGAGCUUUCUUGAAAACAUGAAUCCUCAGCAGAUCAACAGCUUUUUAGUUUUCUUGGACAACAUCGAAGCGGAACAAGUUUUCAAAGACGGUGAGAUUGCAUUCAUUCCUUCUGGAGCUAUCAAAGCCCAUAUCAACAUGGUCUUUGACAAAUUAGAAGCUGCCAAUGACACACACGCUGAAAGAGCACUGAGGGUCAUGCUCCAUUAUCUUCAUGGCUUCGAAUAUUCAGAGUUUCACAAGUUACAAGGCAGUUACACUGAAGAUCCUACCCUUGAAUACGCCCGAGGAUUUGCUCUGGGAAUGGUCGACAAACUCCUAGCUGAACAUGGCGAAGAGGAAAUACAAACAUCUCUUGCAGAGAUGGAGCAUCUGCUGGACAAGUUUGAGAAGCAUUUCUCUAUAGACCCUCUUCAUACCGAGCACAAGCGUCAUCAUCACCAUGGAGAUGGUCCUCCAGCAACCGCUGAAUCGGUCACAGCUCUUGUAAACAAAGUAUUUGGAGAAAUCGAAAACAAUGCUGACAAAUCUGAAAGACAUCACGAGUUGAAAAUCAUUGCCCAAAUCCUUCAUUCGUUUACCGGUCACCAUGGCCACCAGAGAGAGCAUCUAGAAACUGACGUAGAAGGCCUAGUCACUGUGGAGUCUGUCAAAGGACAUGCACUGAAGCUGGUUCAGACACUUCAGUCACACAAACAGACCCGAGCUCUCGCUGAUCUUGCUAACAUGCUGGUAUUUUUCGAGGCCAAAGCGAGCGACACUCAACCAGAUGUGCACUUCGAAGAGGAGUUCCAAGGCGAGUCCCCAGCAUCCUCACACAAUGCGAAUGUAGAACCUGCUGCCGCGAUGAAGUUAGUAGAUAAAUUCAUUGAAAGGUAUGUGGCCAUGAAAGAUGAUGCCCAGCUGACAACCAUCCUGCGAUCAAUCGUGGCCUACUUCGUUGAAUUUGAGAAAGAAGAGAAGCAGAGACAACACAACGGCAACAAUCUCCAUCAGAAAGAUGAUGACGUCGAUGGUAGCGAGGACGAAGCUGAAGUUUCUACAGCUGUCCCUGAGGGAAACACACGUAACGAGCCCAAUACCAACCCGUCUGUACAUCAUCUCCCCACCAUCGGAAACAGGGGCCAUGGCAUCGGAACCCAGGGACUCGGGGGAUUCGCUGCUGCUCCAGAGAAGACUGGCGUUGGAUCGGGAAUCCCUGGGCGCGGCGGCACCGUGGGAAGCCACCACGCCCCUCAAGUCCCACACCACACUUUUGGUCACCGUGCAUUUAGAUAAAUAGGUGAUCAAUCCUGGUCAAUUCCACUGGAUCGGGUCACAGCUCAUUUCAAAUAAUGUCUCGUUUUACCAAAUUCUGUUUAGUUAAACCAUGAUGUCGUCCAUGAUCUAUCG